AUGGACCUGGCGCAGGUGAAGGCUAUACUUGACGCCCGCCAUCCGGCGGUUGUGCGGGUUUUUCAGGACAAUGUGCCAGAAGUGGGGCUGCGGCAACUGGACGACUGCGUCCUCGAGUACCUGUUGAAGAUGCUCGAGGGGCAGAUGAACCCCGCAUCGUACCUGCCGGAGGAGACCAUUCGUCACACACUCAAGCUCUACCUCGCCGAAUUCGCCGUCUGCCCCACUGAAGCAGCCGUGAAUAGGGCCGUGGAGGCGAUCUGCGGUGAGAUGGAGGCAAAGGGGCUGGCGCAGAAGCCAAAGGAGGACGUCAGUCGUCUGGUGAACGCGGUCAGUAUUGGGCGGCAGUACGAGGAGAGCCUGAAGAAAGCGACGAUGAUAAAUAACGUUGGCAAGGUUGCAGUGGUAAAUACGAAUGCGGAUUGGACGUGGGAGACGAAGCGCAGCGCGGCGAAGGAGACCCGCCGAAAAAGAAAGGAGGAGGAGAAGAAAUCCAUCAUGGCUGAGGAGUACGAGGAAUUCUUGCGCAAGCGAGGCAUUGCCAAUACCACAGCCAUCGUGAAACUGCACCACAAGAACGAGGGAGGAUCCCACUCCUGUGACAUUCGCUGCGAAAAUAUUCACAUUCACAUGGGCAAGCACGUUUUACUCGACAACACAGAUCUCACAAUUUUGACUGGUCACAAGUAUGGUCUUAUUGGGCGAAACGGUACGGGUAAGACGACCCUCCUGCGCGCGCUCACCGAACGGGAGUUGGAGGGCGUGAGUCCCUUUGUGCAGAUUUUGCAUGUGGAGCAGGAGGUGGUGGCAGGCAACGAAACCCCAUUGCAGGUCAUUCUUGCCGCGGACGUUGAGCGCGAGCAGCUGCUACGCGAAGAGCAGGAACUGCUAAAGCAAAACGACGAUGAGGCGAGCACGCGGCUAAAGGACGUCUAUGAACGCCUGGAUGCGAUUGAGGCUCACAGUGCUGAGGCCCGUGCGGCGUCCAUUUUGAAUGGUUUGAGCUUCUCGCGAGAGAUGAUGACGUCCCCCACGAAGAAUCUUUCAGGUGGUUGGCGUAUGCGUGUGGCGUUGGCACGCGCAUUAUUUGUGGAGCCGGACAUCCUCCUCUUGGAUGAGCCGACGAACCACUUGGACCUCUUCGCCGUUUUGUGGCUGGAGCAGUUUCUCAAAGACUGGCGCGGCACGCUGGUUGUGGUGUCGCACUCCCGCUCCUUCUUGAAUAACGUCUGCCAGGAGAUUAUCCAUCUCGACGAAAGGCAGCUGCGCUACUACACAGGCAACUACGAGCAGUUUGAGUUGACGCGGGUGGAGCAGCUGCGACAACAGCAAAAGAACCACGAGGCGCAGGAGCGGCAACGGGCACACAUGCAAAAGUUUAUAGACCGCUUCCGCUACAACGCGAAUCGUGCCAAGAUGGCUCAAUCCCGCAUUAAGAUGCUUGAACGCAUGGAGGUUGUGGCGGCAGUGAAGUUCGAUCCACAGUUUUCCUUCAAAUUCCCCGAGCCUGAGAUGGUGUCUGGUGCCUACUUGCAGAUGGUGGACUGUGAAUUUGGGUAUAAGCCAGGCCAGACGAUUUUCCGUGACGUCAACUUUGGCCUCGAUGAAAACUCCCGCGUGGGUCUUUUGGGGGCCAACGGGGCGGGGAAGUCAACGUUCAUGAACGUGUGCUACGGCAAGCUGGAGCCGCGCCAGGGACACGUUGUGCGCAACAAAAAAAUUCGUGUGGCGCACUUUGCGCAGCACCACCUGGAGGCCCUCUCACCGCAGCUGUCGUCUAUUGAGUUUAUGCGCUCCAAGUUUCCACACGUGGAGGACCAGCAACUGCGCGCCCACCUUGGCUCUCUCGGCCUCAGCGGCGAUAAGGCGCUGCAGCCUAUUUACACGCUCUCUGGCGGUCAAAAGUCACGCGUUGUGCUGGCCUGGAUCACCUUCACGCGUCCGCACCUGCUCCUGCUGGAUGAGCCCACCAAUCACCUUGACAUUGACACGCUGGAUGCACUCAUUGAGGCCUUGUUGGAGUACAAGGGCGGUCUCCUAGUGAUUUCCCACGACGAGCAUUUUAUUACUUCGCUCUGUGAUGAGAUGUACGUGUGCGCCGACAAUAGCAUCAAGCGCUUCGACGGGGACUUCGGCGAGUACCGUGAAGUUGUUCUCAAGCAGCUACGCUGA
Trypanosoma conorhini is the source of this 2172-nucleotide messenger RNA. RefSeq names its product ATP-binding cassette protein subfamily F, member 1. NCBI's taxonomy places the organism in Eukaryota, Euglenozoa, Kinetoplastea, Trypanosomatida, Trypanosomatidae. The record is from RefSeq and is a predicted model, not a curated record. Gene Ontology annotation, molecular function: ATP hydrolysis activity; ATP binding. The transcript has a single exon. The coding region runs from base 1 to 2172 and encodes 723 amino acids.